Messenger RNA from Colletotrichum aenigma, 729 nucleotides. RefSeq lists its product as uncharacterized. The record is from RefSeq and is a predicted model, not a curated record. Lineage: Eukaryota; Fungi; Ascomycota; Sordariomycetes; Glomerellales; Glomerellaceae. Bases 1 to 729 code for a protein of 242 amino acids. The transcript has a single exon.
AUGCCACCACCACCGCCAAACCCUCCCCUCGCCUACACCACCCUCCCCAAACUAAACCGCUACCUCGUCCCCUAUCACCCGCUCCCGUCAACCACAGACACGGACCCGCGCACCCUAGUCACGCACCGCCUGGCCGUUGGCGCCGCCGUCCUCAAACUCGCCGCCACCCCGCCAAAGGUCCUCGUCCUCCAGCGCAGCGCCCUCGAAAAGGCCCUCCCGCACAAGUGGGAACUCCCCGGCGGCGCCGCCGAGGCCGUCGACGGCAACCUCGUCGCCUCCACCACCCGCGAGCUGUGGGAGGAGACGGGCCUGCGCGCCAAGACCGUGCUCGGCCUCGUGGGCAGCUACGAGUGGGCCGGCUUCGGGCCCAGCCUCGACGCCCCCGUCGGGCCCGGGGAGCAAGGGUUCGCGCUGCCCGGCGGCGGCGUCGGGAUCCGCGGCAAGCCGGUGGAGGUGCCGUCGGUGCAGACGGGCGGUGAGGGCGAGAGGUCGCCGGAGGCGGCCAAGGGUCGCGACGCGUGGAGGAAGUUUACGUAUCUCGUCGAGGUUGAGACGGACGGCGAGGGCGAGGCCAAGAUCGUGAUUGAUCCCGAGGAGCACGAGGCUUUUGUUUGGGCUACGGAGGCGGAGGUGCAAGCGGAUCGCUCUGGGAAGUUCCAACUCGACUGGACUUCGGAGCAUCAGAAGGCUGACAUUUUGAGAGCAUUCGCGAUGGCAAAGAAGAAUUAG